AUGAGAAGUUUCAGAUUUAUACGGCUAAUUGAUGAAGAGAAAGAAAAUGAUGUUUUCCGUGUGCCGUUGGAUCAGAAUUUCCAAUUAUCCAUGGAAACGUUCAAAUCAUUCUUUCCAAAUACGCAGGUCGAUCAUUCCGACGACCGGAUCCGUUGGAAUCUGAGCCGGUUUCGGCAUAAUUCCAGUCGAAUUCAGCAGGUUUCGGUCGGAUUCGGCGAGUUCCUUGGCGGCGGAUUCCGGAAGUGGCCAGAAAAUAAUCGGAAACUAUGUUUGAAAUUCCGACCGGAAUCCAGCGCCAAGGAAAUCAUCGGAAAGAGUGGCAUAUUUUACCGAUACCAGAAUUCGAAUGAAAAAUAUGUAGUUCCAAUCAGCGACCAGAAUAAAUUUCUUAUUGACCAAAAUGAUUAUGAACUUGAUCUUUUGUACAUCGCUUAUCGUUCAAAUCGACCAGUUGCGAUUCAAGUGCAACCACCAAAUCGAGAUUCACCGUCAUCAACAGUUCGGCCAACACGCAGUUUUUGGGAUUAUUUAAAACUUGUUGUUUGUAAUUAA
Messenger RNA from Adineta ricciae, 552 nucleotides. The record is from the annotation of a GenBank genome assembly. NCBI's taxonomy places the organism in Eukaryota, Metazoa, Rotifera, Eurotatoria, Adinetida, Adinetidae.